This is a messenger RNA of Fraxinus pennsylvanica, 522 nucleotides long. The record is from the annotation of a GenBank genome assembly. Lineage: Eukaryota; Viridiplantae; Streptophyta; Magnoliopsida; Lamiales; Oleaceae.
AUGGCGAGAUCACAACAGAGAUACCGCGGCGUUCGCCAGAGGCACUGGGGCUCUUGGGUCUCCGAAAUACGCCACCCUUUACUGAAGACAAGAAUAUGGCUCGGCUCAUUUGAGACAGCGGAGGAUGCAGCUAGAGCAUAUGACGAGGCUGCAAGGAUCAUGUGUGGGCCAAGAGCACGCACAAACUUUGCAGACAGCAUGAAUGAGCCUCAAUCGUUGUCAUCAAAAUUUCUUUCUGCAACUCUAAUGGCUAAGCUACAAAAAUGCCACGUGAAAUCUUUCAAAAUGGCCAAGAAACCAGUUGUGAAUAAGCUAAAUGAAAUAGAACAAACUCAAUGUCCUCAUGGUUCUGCAUUUGCAGAAAAGGAUGGUCGAAUUGGGGUCGAUUUUCCGAUGGAUUAUGUGAAUUGUGAAAGCCCAGCAGGGAGUAAUGAGGAACAAUUCAAGCCUUUGGAAGAUGAUCAUAUAGAGCAGAUGAUUGAGGAGUUGCUUGAUUAUGGCUCGUUUGAGCUGUGUGUUUGA